AGGACAAGAACACACUGCAGUUCUGUCUCGCUAUAAUUUACUUUUCACUUCACAGAAGUUCAACUUUUUCUUUUUGUUUCUAAAUAUACUGUCUCAGUGCUGAUGUAAACAGGCCUGUAUUUCUUUUAUAGGUGAUAUUAUGAAUCAAGACCACUGCUGACAUCAGAAAGAUACACAAUGAGCAACAGUUCCGCGAGCCCCAUGACAGCCAGCAGCAGCAGCAGCGCAGCAGGCGGUCGCGCAUCCGGAAAAGCCACCAGCUUCAUCCCGGAGCUCCAAAGCAUGAUGUUUGCCCUUGGCGACUCUCGAAGACCCUUGCACGAGACCGCCGCCCUGGUGGAAGACAUCGUGCACACCCAGCUCAUCAAUCUCCUUCAUCAGGCAGCCGAGGUGGCCCUCCUGAGAGGGGCCCGGGUCAUUUCACCAGAGGAUAUCAUCUUCCUAAUGAGGAAAGACAAGAAAAAAUUGCGAAGACUCGUCAGAUACAUGCAGUACAGAGACUACAAAUCCAAAAUCCUGAAAACCAUCGACGAUGAAGACCCUCUGGAUUCAGACAAAUACAGCAGCAGCGUCAACAAGAGACAGCGACUGGCGCAGGACUUCCUGGGCUCCAUCGACCAGACGGGGGAAUUUCUGUCUCUGUGUGAAGAAGAGGAGGUGGAUGAUGUCAAGCAAGAGAGGCUGGAGAGAAUCGAGAAAAUGACCAGAAACAUGGAUUCCAGUCAAUACAGUGAUUUCUGUGAGAGUCGACAGCUCAGUUUCUCAAAGAAGGCUUCGAAAUUCCGUGAGUGGUUGGACUGCAGCAGUCUGGAUGUGAAGCCCAACGCCAUGUCCAUGGAGAUCCUCUCAUAUCUGGCCUACGAGACGGUGGCUCAGGUUGUUGAUCUUGCCCUGUUGGUUAAACAAGAUAUGACUCCCAAAACGGGCGACCCUUUUCAGCACGCCAUAUCAGCCACUUUCAUUCAGUACUCCAACUCUUCUGCUGAGGCCUCAAGCACCAAAAAGGAAUCCGACUCCCCAGAGAACACCCCCCCAUCCACCCCCAGUGGCCCUCUGACAGCGGGAAACCAGGGUAGGAUGCACUCGAUGGCGCAGGGCAACGGAGGACUCGCGCAAGAUGGCAGCAGUAAGAUUAAACAGAGGAAAAGAAAAAAGAGUGCAGCAGCCUGCGGCGCAGAGGCUCAGAGCAGUGCCAUCCAACCAACCCACAUCAGAGAAGCCAUCAGGCGCUACAGCCACAAAAUGGGCCCGCUCUCCCCCUUCUCAAGUGCCUACCGCAGGAACGGCAUGACUUUCCUGGCCUGCUGAGGUGAACGGAGGGAUCUGAUGGGGAUGGGCUUUCUGUCGACGAGGGUCUCCUGCCCGUCUUCGCUCAUCUGUCUGAUCGUAGUCUCAGAUGAGCUCUGAGGAUGGCGUGUUUCUGUCUGUGUCUUUGUGUUUAAGGGUUUGGAUAGGAAAUCUUGGAUGACAGCGUUUGGAUUCGUUGAUGUUCAGUAAAUUCCAGUAAUACAAGUUUAUGUUAUGCAUAUGUUUAUUUUGUAUGUAUUUUUUUACUGUCUCCUAACAUUUCAAAAUAAUUUCACCACUUUUUUGGAUCUUUUUGAUAGAUUUGUUGAUCUGUAGAGCUGUUUCCUGAUGCUUUUGGUAAUAUUUUUCCUACUGUUGAAGUUCUGUAAACAAUUCUUAGAAUAUGCAAUAAAAUGAAGCACUUAAUAUUUCAUUUAACCAUCUCUAAAGAAAGAAACGUUGAGAUGUCCCUUGGUACUGAAGGAUUACCAUAUUCAUGUGCCAUACUUCAAGGUUUUUCUAAGAAUGCCAUGGUAUUAACAUGGUACUUUUUGGUACAUUUCAGCAAAAAAAAAAAAAAAAAAGAUUACAGUGGCAGUACCAUGGUGAUGAUGGUAUUAGAUACCAUGGUAGGUACUGUAUACUAUGAUAUAUACCAUGGUACUAAAUGUUUACCAUAAUCAUAUACCAUGUUAUUUUCAUGGUAAAACUUGUUAAUACAGUGUUUCCCACAGUCUUUGUGAGACUGUGGUGGAUGGGUGGGUGGAAAGUUAUUGUAACUUUCCACGUUGGCAGUAAUAGUACUUUAUAAAAGAAAAAAAAAUUAAACAGACAAAAUAGUCUCUUCAAAGCAGAGAUGAGGACACUGGCCCAGAGACAAAGCCAAAGCAGUGGGGUGUGAGGGAUCUUUUCUACCAAAAGGUUUGGCUAAUAUAUUUCAUACAGUUCAUUAGUCGAGGGCACUUGGAUAUUAAGACUACAAGAUAAGAUCAACAUUUGUUUUCAAGCUGGGUGACAGCAGCCCGGUUUUUGUUUUCAAGUAUAUUUAAACAUUCUGAAUGUUUAUUUUUCAUUAUUUUUACAUUCAUAUACCUAUGUAUGGGACAUAGAAGUAUUUUUGACUGAGAACAUAUAGGUUACUGUAUGGGGGUUUAGGGGUAACCCCUGAGAGAAAAUUUUGAAAAUGUAAAAUUGAUCUUGUGAAAAUUGAUGGCAAGAUGAAUGCAGAAUAUUAUCAGAAAAUACUGGCAGACAAUUUGCAUUAUUCUGCACAAAAGCUGCUCAUGGGACGCUCUUGGACUUUCCAGCACGACAAUGACCCUAAGCACAAGGCCAAGUUGACCCUCCAGUGGUUACAGCAGAAAAAGGUGAAGUUUCUGGAGUGGCCAUCACAGUCUCCUGACCUUAAUAUCAUCGAGCCACUCUGGGGAGAUCUCAAACGUGCGGUUCAUGCAAGACGACCAAAGACUUUGCAUGACCUGGAGGCAUUUUGCCAAGAUGAAUGGGCAGCUAUACCACCUGCAAGAAUUUGGGGCCUCAUAGACAACUAUUACAAAAGACUGCACGCUGUCAUUGAUGCUAAAGGGGGCAAUACACAGUAUUAAGAACUAAGGGUAUGCAGACUUUUGAACAGGGGUCAUUUCACUUUUUUCUUUGUUACCAUGUUUUGUUUUAUGAUUGUGCCAUUCUGUUAUAACCUACAGUUGAAUAUGAAUCCCAUAAGAAAUAAAAUAAAUGUGUUUU
Myxocyprinus asiaticus (Chinese sucker) is the source of this 3030-nucleotide messenger RNA. Its product is annotated as transcription initiation protein SPT3 homolog. The transcript is spliced from 12 exons. Gene Ontology annotation, molecular function: transcription coactivator activity; protein heterodimerization activity. NCBI's taxonomy places the organism in Eukaryota, Metazoa, Chordata, Actinopteri, Cypriniformes, Catostomidae. The record is from RefSeq and is a predicted model, not a curated record. The coding region runs from base 178 to 1308 and encodes 376 amino acids. Gene Ontology annotation, biological process: transcription by RNA polymerase II.